AUGGAAGGAGUGUGGCGGCAGCACCAGGGCUUUGGGGUCAGAUGGCAGUCAGAGCUGCUGCUGUAUUCCACACACACAGCUACCAGGAAGACUGAACAGUAUGGCCAGCCAGUAUUCCAUGUAGUCAUGUGCCCAGAAAACAGUGGCUUGUGGUACGAUGCCGAUUAUGUGAUGACUGGAGUGAAGGAAUUUGGGAGGUCAGGUGGUUUCCACUUCCAUUUUCUUCCCAUCAGUGCUGAGGAGGAUGCAGAACUGGUGCCUCGAGCCAAGGCCUUGUGUAACUACAGAGGAAAGAAUCCAGGUGACCUGAAGUUUAAUAAAGGAGAUGUCAUCCUCCUCCGGAGACAGCUUGAUGAGAACUGGUACCAGGGGGAGAUCAAUGGCAUCAGUGGGAUCUUCCCAGCCAGCUCCGUGGAGGUCAUCAAGCAGUUGCCCCAGCCGCCACCACUCUGCAGGGCCCUCUACAACUUUGAACUUCGAGACAAGGAUAAGAGUGAGAACCAGGACUGCCUGACCUUCCUCAAGGAUGACAUCAUCACAGUGAUCAGCCGAGUGGAUGAGAACUGGGCGGAAGGGAAGCUGGGAGAUAAAGUGGGCAUCUUCCCCAUCUUGUUCGUAGAGCCAAACCUCACAGCAAGACACCUCCUAGAGAAGAACAAAGGGCAUCAGUUAUCACGCACAAAGAACCUGUCCCUGAUGUCCUCACCAUCCAGAGGCAAAGCAACCAACACACCCACCCUCCGAAAGAGCCCCGGGUCCAGGAGAAAGGGGUCUGGGCAGUUCUCCAUCACAACGGCCUUGAACACACUCAAUCGCAUGGUCCAUUCUCCUGAAGGUCACCAGAUGGUGGAAAUCAGCACCCCCGUGCUCAUCAGCUCUAGCAGCUCCUCUGCGUUCACUCAGCCUGGGGACAAGGCAGACUUCCCUGCCAACUCUGCGGGACAGACUACCAGCUGUGACCAAGCAUUCAUGUUGUAUGUUGCUAAGGGCAUCAAGAGUAAGUUGUUACCAAGGCAUCCACUCAAUGGCUUGCCAUAG
Arvicola amphibius (Eurasian water vole) is the source of this 1038-nucleotide messenger RNA. Its product is annotated as E3 ubiquitin-protein ligase SH3RF2-like. The transcript has 7 exons. NCBI's taxonomy places the organism in Eukaryota, Metazoa, Chordata, Mammalia, Rodentia, Cricetidae. The coding region runs from base 1 to 1038 and encodes 345 amino acids. Gene Ontology annotation, molecular function: ubiquitin protein ligase activity; protein phosphatase 1 binding. Gene Ontology annotation, cellular component: nucleoplasm. The record is from RefSeq and is a predicted model, not a curated record. Gene Ontology annotation, biological process: positive regulation of proteasomal ubiquitin-dependent protein catabolic process; positive regulation of JNK cascade; negative regulation of apoptotic process.